Molecule: messenger RNA, 714 nt
Organism: Panicum virgatum (switchgrass)
Lineage: Eukaryota; Viridiplantae; Streptophyta; Magnoliopsida; Poales; Poaceae
Product: clumping factor A-like
Exons: 2
Coding region: 1-714 (237 amino acids)
Source: RefSeq, a predicted model, not a curated record
AUGGCCCUCCCCAUAGUCCAGGUGCUCGUUCUAAAGGACGUGCAGAGGAUCGUCAGUCUCAAUGUACCCAGUCGCGUCGACAUUGUUGGCGCGGAGUCGGUGCGCGCUGCCGCCGCAAUGGCAGCACUGCUGAAGGAUAAGCACAACCGUGGCGUGGAGAAGGAUGUGCUCGAGGAGGACUCCGCCGCUGACGAGGAGGAGGGCGAGAAGGUCGACAACAAGUGUGUUGAAGGAAAGCGGGAGAAGGAUUCCGACGUCGCGGACUCCGACGCCGACGCCGAGCACGACUCCGCCACUGACGACGAGGAGUACAACCCCACCAUCGACAACGAGGAGGAGGGCGAGAAGGCCGACAACGAGCGGGAGAAGGAUUCCGACGCCGCGGACUCCGACGCCGACGCCGAUCACGACUCCGCCACUGACGACAAGGAGGUCGGCCCCACCAUCGACGACGAGGAGGAGGGCGAGAAGGCCGACAACGUGGGGGAGAAGGAUUUCGACGGCUCGACGAGCGCACCAAGAGGAGCAAGGGCAGAAACGAAAGGCGGUCGAGGUGGUCGUGAAGCGCGCCAAGCAGAGGAAGACCGGCAUGGCCGGAGGCGAGGCCUCCACGCCGCGCAAGACAAGAAGCAAGGCAAGUGGGUCGCUACCCGCCUCAACAACCUGAUCGAGUACGUCAAUUAUUUGCAUGAGGUGUGCCCUGUGAAGAUGUAA